Messenger RNA from Penicillium soppii, 1323 nucleotides. RefSeq names its product CaiB/BaiF CoA transferase family protein. The coding region runs from base 1 to 1323 and encodes 440 amino acids. The record is from RefSeq and is a predicted model, not a curated record. Gene Ontology annotation, molecular function: catalytic activity. The transcript is spliced from 6 exons. Lineage: Eukaryota; Fungi; Ascomycota; Eurotiomycetes; Eurotiales; Aspergillaceae.
AUGAUGCUUGCGCUUAGGUUUCGCGCUGUUUCUCGUCGGUCAGGCUCUUCCUGGGGUAGCAAUACCUUGCGGAGCUACUCCAGCGCAGCUUCGGUUGAUGGGUCGUUGCCGUUAGCAGGGAUUCGAGUACUUGAUAUGACGCGUGUUCUGGCUGGGCCAUAUUGUACUCAAAUAUUGGGCGAUUUAGGAGCGGACGUUAUCAAAGUCGAACACCCUGUGCGCGGCGACGAUACGAGAGCUUGGGGCCCUCCAUACGCAAAGUAUGAAGACUCAACCAGAAAGGGUCCUGGCGAGAGCGCCUAUUACCUAGCAGUCAACCGAAACAAAAAAUCCCUCGGUCUCUCUUUCCAACACAAAUCAGGUGUCGAGAUCCUCCACAAGCUCGCUAAGGAAUGCGACGUGCUAGUCGAGAACUACCUUCCAGGAGGACUAAAGAAAUACGGCAUGGACUACGACACGCUGCGGGAGAUCAACCCGAAAUUGAUCUAUGCCAGUAUCACCGGCUAUGGCCAGACAGGCCCGUACAGCAACCGGGCUGGCUACGACGUCAUGGUGGAGGCCGAGAUGGGGCUGAUGCACAUCACUGGUGCUCGUGACGGCGCGCCUGUCAAAGUUGGGGUGGCCGUCACAGACUUGACUACCGGGCUGUACACAUCAAAUGCCAUUAUGGCGGCUUUGAUUGCUCGCGGACGGACGGGCAGAGGUCAACAUAUCGAUGCUUGUCUGAGUGAUUGUCAGGUUGCGACGCUAUCUAAUCUGGCUAGCUCGGCGCUUAUUAGUGGGCAGAAGGAUUCGGGGCGAUGGGGAACCGCACACCCGUCCAUUGUGCCUUAUCGCAGUUACAAGACCGAAGACGGCGAUAUCCUCUUCGGUGGUGGCAAUGAUAGGCUCUUCGGUGUGCUGUGUGAUCGAUUGGGCUUUUCUGAGUGGAAGACUGAUGCUCGCUUUGUCACAAACAGUGAUAGAGUGCAGCACCGGGCAGAAAUUGACGGUAUGAUCGAGAGUACUACCGUUCAGAAGACUACCCAGGAAUGGUUGGAUAUUUUUGAAGGAAGUGGUAUGCCCUAUGCGGCUGUCAAUGAUAUCCAAGGAACACUAAACCACAAACAUGUUCUGGCACGAGACAUGGUGACCGAAGUUGAGCAUCCUGCAUGUGGACCCAUCAAGCUCGUUAACACCCCUAUCAAAUACUCCGAAGCGAAACCAGGCGUGCGCACCCCUCCUCCUACUCUGGGCCAACACACAGAUGAGAUCCUAGGCAGUGUCCUGGAUUAUAGCGAGGCAGACAUCGCCCGCUUAAAAGACGAGGGAGUCUUGUCUUAG